Dendronephthya gigantea is the source of this 2254-nucleotide messenger RNA. Its product is annotated as transient receptor potential cation channel subfamily A member 1 homolog. Gene Ontology annotation, cellular component: membrane. The transcript has 12 exons. Gene Ontology annotation, biological process: transmembrane transport; monoatomic ion transport. Lineage: Eukaryota; Metazoa; Cnidaria; Anthozoa; Malacalcyonacea; Nephtheidae. The coding region runs from base 1447 to 2220 and encodes 257 amino acids. Gene Ontology annotation, molecular function: monoatomic ion channel activity. The record is from RefSeq and is a predicted model, not a curated record.
UUCCUGUCCGGUGUGAAAAGUUAUAUUAAAUGACGAAGUUUAAUGUUUUCCCAUGACGGUUCUUCUGCCGCUUUGGCGGCUUAUCCUUUACUACAGUUCAAAGUAAGCUUUAAUUCAUGGCUUCUUGUAACCAUUUAACUCAAUUCACAAAGGAAUGCUUGCCAACUUACCGUAAAGUUUGUGGGUGGUUUAUCGUUGGCUCGUCAAGAGAAACCCGGCGUGCAAAGGCGACACGAAAGUGUGACGAUUGUGACGCAUUGUCAAAUCGUCUUCACUCCUGCCUAUAUUGUGUUUAUUUUGGUUGUUACUCUGGCCUCAAGCAUAUCCAUGCUGCUCACGCAAAGAAGAAAGACCAUAAGCUAGCUGUUGACCUGACCUAUGGUGUGGUGUAUUGCUUUCUCUGUGGCGAUUAUGUCCAUAAUGAAGUUCUGGAGAAGAUUCUUCCUGAAGAAAGAGCCAAGGCGUGGAGGUCCUAUGGAAACAAGACUGCUCUCUAUGAGCAGUGGUUGCCUGGUGGAAGAGAUGUUGAACUUUUAAAACGAAAUGUGAAAUAUCAGAGGGUCUGUGGUAACUCAAUCAUAGGCUUGCGUGGUCUGAUCAAUCUUGGCAAUACUUGCUUCAUAAAUUGUAUUGUCCAAGCCUUCACUCACACACCAUUAUUCAGAGACUAUUUCUUGGCUGACCAACACAAGUGUAAGAAACAGGAUGGAACAUGUAUUGUAUGUGCCAUGGUCUCCUUAUUUCAAGAGUUUUAUUCUGGUGAAAGAACACCUCAUAUUCCUUACAAAUUGCUUCAUCUUGUGUGGACAAAUGCUUGACAUUUAGCAGGAUAUGAACAACGGGAUGCCCAUGAGUUCUUUAUUGCUGCCUUGGAUGUCCUUCAUCAGUAUUGUAAAGGUAGAUCGAUUGCUGGCAGUUUGAGUCAGACAGUUCAAGAUUCAAAGAUCUUGGUUUUGAAAUACUUAAGUGCUUCAAAUGGGGUAAAGGAUUUUAUGAUCUUAACAGAUAGGGUAAUGAAAGCUGCAGAAUGUGAAGAGGAAAGUGAUGAUGAAAGUAACAGGACUACAGAAGAAGUGGUUCAGAAUGUUACAGACAGAUAAGAUAGUUACAAUAUUGACCUCCUUUGACAGCCUUUUCAUUGGUUGUUGACUAGUUAUGUAUGGUUUCGGUUAGCCUGGUCUGGUUGACGAAGUUUCUUAUGUUUCCAGGUUUUCCCUUCAUUCAAAAUAAUUUUUCUUUCGUACGUUUUUUUAGUUAUUCAAAGCUGUUUGUUUAUGGCGAUUAUUUCUCACUUGGCAUGAGUUGCUUGAACUAGGAACAUAUAUAUCUGCGAUCGUAUUUGUCACGAACAAAAGUAAACGAACACAGUCAUCAAGCUGUUUCUAUCUUCACAACAGCAUUGGUGCGGCGUCCUUGUGUCUUGCAUGGUUCACGCUUGUCUUGUCAAUGAGAAAAUUUCCAAAACUUGGUAUUUACGUCGUCAUGUUCACUGAGAUGUUCCGGACGUUUGCCCAGUUCUUCGUUGUGUUACUUCUCUUUAUAAUUGCAUUUGGUUUGGGAUUCCAUGUUCUCUUGUACAACCAGGUUCCAUUUUCAACGCCAGGUCGUUCAAUGUUGAAAACUAUAAUGGAAAUGUUAGGAGAAUACGAAUAUGACACUGUAUACAAUGAAGGAUAUGUUCCUCCUGUCACCUGGGCUGUCUAUGUUGGUUUUCUGGUUAUCAAUUGUGUCAUCAUUGUCAAUUUACUUAUUGGAUUAGCUGUUGAUGAUAUUAAAGGCGUUCAAGACAAAGCUGCUCUUAAACGUUUAGCAAUGCAGCUUGAUUUGGCGUUGGAUGUGGAGAAAGUUCUUCCGUUGUUUCUUCGCCGAAAACUUGUCACGAUGAAGGAAACAGUUUAUCCAAAUAGAGAAAGAUAUCGGAGUAUCUGGUCUUUCUGGCACCAGACUCUCACAACUCCAGCACAAGUUAUUAAUGAUGCUUUAUAUCCUGCAACGUCACCAAUUGAGAGAAUUCAUAAACAACAAGAGCUUCUACAAUAUGAUGUGACCAAGAUGAAGACGAGGUUGAAAACGUUGCAGACUCGUACUGUUCGUCUGGAGGCCAUGUUGAAGGCGAUCCUAGGACAUCAUGGCAUUGAUAUCAAACCUGAAAUUGACGAAGACGAUGCAGAACUUAAGUGGGAUACUUCAGAUGAUGAAGAUAGAUAUAUUCCAGGGUAGAAUCUGGUGUACGAAAUAGAUUAAUAAAUUCUAU